UCUCAAUACCAUUACUCUAUCAAAAUCAUGCCUCCAAGACGUGUUACGGGUGUUGUGGAUGACGGAUAUGACGACGUGUGGAUAAGGUAUUUUGAGGAAUUUCCAACGCUGCCCAUCACUGCCAACUUCUUGAGGGUAAUGGGCCGACGCAAGGAUCUCACAAUCGACAGGACACCUUUCUACGACAAGCCGAUGAUUCCCAUGGACCUCGCCAGAUAUGUACGACAUGGUGGACCUGAUAUGUCCCAUUGUCUUGGUCUGAGUUACGAUUCUGUUCCUCCGCAGCCGCUCUAUGAUGACGAAGAAGCAAAGCUGGUGUGGUCGCAUCAGUUCUACGCCCAGGAUGUGUUCAAAUACAUGAAAUUGAACGCAAUCGUCUUUGAUGAAGGCCAAGACUUCCAUCAUGUAAACCAAGCUAGGUUGUCCCAAGAGUUGGCAGGCCGGAUUACCAAUUUAAAGGGAGCUCUCCCUGCUGAACUACCCGCACAAUUGCACAAAGCUUGUGAGGAAGCUCUCGAGGACGAGGCACAAGACUACAGCGGCGUGAUCCAAGCCCUAGUUGGAGAUGAAAACAUACUAAGCGGCCGAAACGUCCUUUUUGACGGGCUCUCCCCCAUCACCGAAUGCUGUCCACUGACACCAAGGCCAGCUCUGUACGAUGGCAGUGAACCGUCGACGUUGCAGGCCCUGCUGAAGCAACCCGGCGCCGACAAAGUUCUGAUGCCUAGCCUGGAUGGCAAGCAGCCGGCAGCGCCCAACUUCUUUCUGGAGAUAGCGCCUCCUCAACCCGUGAGCAAAAUUUUCUCGCACAUCAAGGCGCAGUAUGUCGGCACAUAUGGGGUUCGUGCCAUGGAGUUUCUUAAGAACUAUGGCAAAGAGAAGCCGGUCUACGGUGGGAACGCCUACGUGUUCUCUGCUGUGUUCGGUGUAGAAGAUUACCAUUUGGACAUCUUCCUACACUACCAGCUGGCUGCAGAUCCAGACGGAGGCACGAUAACCGAUACCAUUCACACAUUUAGGAUGGACUCGGUGUCACUAUGGAACAAUGCAUCUUGUAGGCAAGCCGUAGCGACGCUACGCAGUGUUCGAGCAAUGGCCGCCGAAGCUCGAGAGAUGCUGGUGGACCACGCUUUGUCCAAAGUUAAAUAAGUCGGAUACAGAUACAAGUGCGGAGGAUGCGGAGGAUUUGUCCUGUG
[Torrubiella] hemipterigena is the source of this 1196-nucleotide messenger RNA. The record is from the annotation of a GenBank genome assembly. Lineage: Eukaryota; Fungi; Ascomycota; Sordariomycetes; Hypocreales; Clavicipitaceae.